AUAAAGGAGUCAGAGAAGGUGCUCCAGUACAUCCAAGACAAGUUUAAGGUCGCCCAGUUGGAAAAAUUAAAUCUGAAGAACCAGGCACUAAAGGUCCAGGAGAAGAAGCUCCAGCAGCAGCUUCAACAGAAAAAAGAGACGGGAAAAGCCGAGUACGAGGAAUUUUUCCAGGAGUACAGUGAGCAGAGAAUCGACAAAAAUCUGGAUGAACUUCAAGUCAACAGUUUGAAAGUACAACGUGUCCUCAGUUCACACAAGGAGAAGCUACAGAGUGUGACAUGGGAGUCUAAAGAGUUGAGCGAUGACAUCAACAACAGAAAGCAGAUGCUGGCAAAAAUUGAGGAGGAGAUACAGCAUGCUGAGGAGGAACGUUUAAAGGCAGAGGCCCUAAACCAGCACCUGCGCCGCCAGAUGUCAGAUUAUCAGGCUCCUGAUAUCACUGAGUACAUGCACGUCAAGGACAAAUACAAGAAGCUGCAGCAGAGCAUCCACACUUGGGAGAGGAAGGUUGGGAUUGCUGAGAUGGCCUUGAAGACCCACUCUAAAGCCUGGAGCAAACAGAGAGCCACUCUUACUCCUGCAAACAGUGCUGCAGCUGGAGUGAGGUCUGAAGACCAAAUCCCAGUAAAGCUCCCAUACAUAGCAGAACACAACAUAUAGAGAAGCAGAGAAUUGAAAGGCCUGCAGGAUUCAUUAAAGGAUGAAUGGUCUGAAUGGAAUGAAUGGGAUGAAUGGGUGAAGGAUGGAAACUUUGCUACAGCUGCAAAUGCCUUGUUUCAUAAUAUUACAGUUAGUCAACAUUUGAUGAGUUGUCAUAACAACUUUGAUUCUUUCUUGUAAUGUUUGUUGGGGAAUGUAGAGAGAAAACAAUGUGCUGUUGGCUUAGAGGUUCCUCAUCCUGUCCAUUUUUUUUAGUCAUACUUAUUAUGUAUCAUUGAAUGCCUUUUACCAUGCAUCAUUACAAAGAAUGAAUUGUGCUGAUGUUCUUUAAGUAACAGCCCAAAUACAAUAAAUAAUAAAAAUAACCUUAUACUACAAAGAUAGUAUACCAUGGUUACAGUGUAUUCAAUCCAAUACAUACAAGUACCCAUACUUCAUAUGUUUAAUGUCUAAUAUAUGUUUCUUUAUAUAUUUAAAAUGUGCAGAUUUCUGAGCUGAGGUUGAAGUUACUCAAUAUAAAAAGUGGGGAAAAAAUCCACCUCAGACUCGACAAACUAUUUUCUUUAUUAGAAAGAAAUCCUUGGAGGUAUAAGCCCUCAAAGAACUCUAAAUGUUAUGAUGUUACAUGCCAUAUAUACAGUUAUAUACAUAAAAGUGCAAUGUCACAAUGGGUAAGCUGUUUAUUUAUUAUUAAUUCUGUCAUAUAACUGUUUGGAAAAUGGCAUCAUUACUUAUUCAUGUGUCUUCUUCCUGCACUGCAUUUCUCAAAAACACAGCAUCUGACAUGAAAAUGCAACAGGACAGGAUGUCUGCAGUUCUUCUAAAACAUUUUCAAAGGCACUUUCACAAGUACAUACUACAGAUGUACAUAACACCACAGAGUAGCUUAACGCCUACAGAUGGCAUAACUGAGUCCUACUGUUGAUGAUGUUACAUAGUGACAAAAGCACACAUUUUAUACAACUGGCUUCAUACUGUAGGUGGGACACCUGCAUCUCUGGAUAUUUAUUCUACAUCACUUGUUCUAAAUUGAAGUCAUUUCAACCCAGAAACACAACGAAUAUAACAACAAAGAUUAUAAAAAUAAUGAAAGUUAGUAAUUCAGAAAUCAAUUAACUUUUGAUUAUUAUACACACAAUAUCUGUCAAGUCAAAGAUAGUGUAAACCUGCUGUUAGAGAGCAUUGCUAAUUCAUUGCAAACCAAAUCUCUUCUAAGUGUUAUUAUGCUAGUCAAACAUCCCCAGGACAUGCACCCAAUUCUGUUAUUUCUACAGUACAGAGGUUACUUUAAAAAGACACAUACAUAGGGGGUGCAGUCACACAGUUGGAACUCACUGGCACAUACAGUUUUAUGGGGCUAUUGCAUUUUGAAAUAAUCACUUGACCUGGACACAUUUGAGCUGACUGACACGGGCUGGUCAUUGCUGACUGUGUGAGACUUCCUCCUGUUCCACAUGUGCCGUUUUCCCUGUUGCCGCUGACAUCAGCCAUUUAAAGUGUCAUCUUCCACAAAUGCAGCAAGUCCGAAGAGGAAGCCUCAGCAUCAGUCAGAGAGCGACACAAAAACACACUGUUGGCA
Molecule: messenger RNA, 2239 nt
Organism: Lates calcarifer (barramundi perch)
Lineage: Eukaryota; Metazoa; Chordata; Actinopteri; Centropomidae
Product: coiled-coil domain-containing protein 113-like
Biological process (GO): cilium assembly
Cellular component (GO): ciliary basal body; axoneme
Source: RefSeq, a predicted model, not a curated record